UUUAUUUUUUCAAUUAAGUAUAAAAUUGACAUUUUCUAAAAAACAGAAACAUGAUACCAAUAGCACCAGCACCAGUCAACGUAACACCCAGAGCACAUGAUAUUGAAAGAAGAAAACGAACAAGAGCAAAAAGAAGUUGUGAUAUGUGCCGAAAAAAGAAGACUCGGUGUGACGCUGACAUUCGGCAGCCUUGUUCAAAAUGUCGACAUACAAAAACAGAGUGUAGUUUUCUUGUUGAGCAAAAGAAAAGAGGACCUAGUUCAGGAAGCUAUGUUGAAGAAUUAGAGACAAGACUCAAACGGAUGGAAGUCGUUUUGAAUAGAAUAGCUAAAAAGAAACAAACUACAAGCGACAUUGCUUCUGCGAUUGAAGACUAUCCCUGCUUAAACGAUCAGUCUAUUCAUAUUGAUGAACCAAAAGACAAUAAAGAGCCGGGACCAGGACCAGAAGCAAACAUAACUGAAUUUGAUGAUUGUUUCUUGCUUGAUCAAGAUGUAAAAGACGAUGAGUGCGAUUCAAUAGAUAAGCAAAUGCAAGGAUUAAAGAUAUCAAACUAUCAACGAACACGGUAUAUUGGUUCAAGUGCAGGCGUUCAUUUCUUGAAUGAUGCAUUAUUUCGUCACCAUAAAAGGCAUCCUUUGCCUCGGGAACCUUCAUGGUUUAUUCAAAAGGUCAAUGACGACGAAGACGAGCAUGUAAUUAUGAAGACACAAGAAAUAACAGCAGCUUCUAUUCCACCAGCUGGCAGUAUAAUCAAUCGCAUUGAAAUCUUUGAGGAUAUGCCAUUGAUCACAGAAAGACUUGCUGAUUAUCUGGUCCAUAUGUAUUUUACGCGUAUACAUCAUUAUUGUCCUAUUAUCAACAAGGUUCAGUUCUUAGAAGAAUACUACUUUCACUGCCCUACACCACCAGACAAAUAUUUGUUGUAUUCUGUUGUAUUUGUAGGAGUUUCUGUCUUUAUUUCUGAUCUAUCAGACGCCAAUGUGUUUGACUACACACCAGAACAACUUACAGAGAUUCAAACCUAUUUAAAGACGCAAUCUCAAAAGCUAUACACUAUUGCCCAUAAAAGAUCCAUGAUCAGUACUAUACAAGCAUUAAUGUUGCAGAGUAUGUUUGUAGGCCAUAACGAAAAUGAUGAAGAGGGUACUAGUCAUUGGCUUAUUUCAGGCAUGGCUAUUCGCAUUGCUCAAGAUAUGGGUCUUCACCGUGAUUGUUCAACAUGGCGAAUUCCAAGUUAUGAAAUUGAAUUGAGAAAAAGAAUUUGGUAUGCUUGUUAUUUGAUGGACAAGUGGGUAGCUGCAGAAUUAGGCAGACCUAUCUCUAUUGUGGAUCAAGAAUUUGAUGCUCAACUUCCUUCACCUUAUGAGCUCGAUUAUCCUUCGCAACUAGCGAAAAACAACAAAUGUGAAGCAGUGCCUAUUUUAAUUAUGGAAGCAGAAAUAUCACUGCAGCAGAAACAGCCAGUGUAUACAGCCUUCUUGUACCUGGUUACGUUGUCUCAGAUCUCAGGGCGAGUAUUAGUCGGACUUCAUUCUACACGAGCCAGACAUGACCGAGCUCAUGAUCUAGAGCUCUUGAAGAUUCUAGACCAUGACUUAGCAGACUGGAAAGCAUCUUUGCCGCAUGAACUACAGAUUGAUUUAGACAAUCCCAACUAUUGUUUUAGUGCAUCCGCAGGUGUUGUUAAUAUUGCUUAUAGUGCUAUUUUACUGUUGCUCUAUCGUCCUUUUAUCCGAAAGAAUAGUGGGUCACAAAUGUCUCAAAAGGCAUUACAGGUCUGUACAACGACUGCAACUAGGCUGGCAUCCAUUAUUGAGGCUAUGGAUCGCAACUCCUAUGUCGCAUUGCCGUGGAACCUGCUACUUUACGCGUCUUUUCAAGCUGCUAUUAUCUUUUUGCACAAUGCAAAGGGCAGUAACGAGGAAUUAGCAGAAGAAAGUAGGAAAGCACUGAUUCGUUGUGCGAAGAUCUACCAAACGGAUCAGCACUUGAAAAAAUUAAGAUUUGUCAAGCUUUUUCAAAAACUGAUAGAGAGCUUUGAUGUAUCUAUGAUUGAAUUUGGACAAGCAAGUCCCGAAAUUACAUUAUCUAAUGAAGCUGACGAUGAGUCUCAGCAUCAGGAAGAUUCACUACCUGACAAAUUAUCUAACUUACUCUAUAAUCCAGAAGCUCCACGCUCCAAGAAAAACAACAAUAGCAACAACAACAACAACAACAACAACAACAACGAGGCCUGUUCUUCAGCCAUGGUAGACUUCUUUGAACUACCUAAAACCAAUAAUUCAUUCUACACUUUAAACUCAAAUCAACAAGACACAAACAACCUUUUACAGUCUGUUGACUUGUCAUUACAAGAUUUACCAUGCUAUCAAAUGAACAAUACUCAGUCAUUUACUUCAUCAAACACUUUUGCAUUUCCUAUUCAAGAAUCCAACAAUGGUGGUUUAGUCAACACGCCUAAUCCCUGUAUGCCCAUUUGGGACUUUCCUAAUAGUAUUGCAUGGAAUGAUUGGGACUCUUUUCUAAAGAACAAUGUUUUUCAACAAUAAAAAAGAAGGAAAUAUGCAGAAUUGACUUUUUUGAGAUUAUACCAC
Molecule: messenger RNA, 2597 nt
Organism: Gilbertella persicaria
Lineage: Eukaryota; Fungi; Mucoromycota; Mucoromycetes; Mucorales; Choanephoraceae
Product: fungal-specific transcription factor domain-containing protein
Exons: 4
Coding region: 51-2552 (833 amino acids)
Biological process (GO): regulation of DNA-templated transcription; DNA-templated transcription
Molecular function (GO): DNA-binding transcription factor activity, RNA polymerase II-specific; zinc ion binding; DNA binding
Source: RefSeq, a predicted model, not a curated record